Molecule: messenger RNA, 1440 nt
Organism: Plasmodium berghei ANKA
Lineage: Eukaryota; Apicomplexa; Aconoidasida; Haemosporida; Plasmodiidae
Product: common gametocyte gene 1, putative
Exons: 1
Coding region: 1-1440 (479 amino acids)
Source: RefSeq, a predicted model, not a curated record
AUGAAUAAACUUUUAAUGCUAUCUCUUUUUCUAUACGGUGUUGCAGCUGUAAGACCAUUUAAGGGGAAUUAUGAUGAUGCUGUAAAGACUAUAAAUGAUGACUUAGAAAGAAAAAGCAAAAAGAAUGGUACUAUGAAUGAUAAACCAUUUAACUUAAGGGAGAAUAUAAAUUAUGAAAGAAAAAAUAACUAUGAAUUGUACACAGAUAUCGAUGGUGAAUUAAAACAACAAAAAUUCAAUGUUAAUGAACCAAGACAAAUUUUAAAAAAAAAUAUAGAUGAAUUUAGAUAUUUAAUAAAUGAUUUAGAGAUUUUAUUUGGUGUUUACAAAUUUAACCCAAGAGAUAAAGAAAAGGUAUUAAAAGAAACAUUAAAGCCAGAAUCAUUAUGUUUUACUAUAAUGGGAUUAAUAUCAAAUCAUUUAAAUGAAUUAAAAGUGAACAAUGCACCAAUUUAUGGAUUAUAUAUUAAGGGUGAAAGAAAUAGUAAUUAUGAAGUAAAUAGUACUUUAGGAAUAUAUGCAAUUUUGUCGAAUAUUACUAUUUCAAUAGGAAAUUUUACAUUCCCCGAAAUGAAAAAUGCGCCUUAUCAACUUCCAUAUUUAGUUGGGCAUUAUGAUAGUCGAACUGGAUUUAAGAAUAAAGACAUCGCAUAUCUUUGUCCACUUCCAAAAUUUUUAAUAGAUGUUAUAAGAACUACACAAUUUGGUUUAAGAGUAUUUUAUAAUGGUGCAGACAUCGAUGUAAAGGAAUUAUUUCCAAUUACUUUAUCGUACGCUUUAGAAAACAAAAGCUUGUUACCUAUUUAUAAAGAAGAUAGUAAUUACAAAGCUGAAAAAACAAAAUUGUUAAAUAUAUUAUCAAAGGAAGCCGAAGAUAUACCAUUUAGAAUGAUUAAAGAUAAAAGUAUAAGUGGUAAAGGAAUUAAAAACCCGGAAGAACGAUUAUUAGUGUCAAAAUCAUUUUUUAACUCGAGGGAGCAAAUUAAAAAAUUUAUAUCUAGCUCAGGAAAAACACCUAUGGAUUCAAAUUCAAUAGCAUUGUACUUUUUAGCAUUAAGUCAAAAUGCUUUUUCUAAACAAAAAAAUUUUGCAAUGUCUAGAAUAACAAAAAUUAAUGUAACCAAUAUUCAAAAAAGUAAAAAUGGAUAUUUGUCACAAUAUAGUAUACAAUUAGGACUUGAAAAUAAUAGUAGUAUUACUAUAAAUGCAGUUGUAAAUGGAAAAAAUAUAUAUGUACCAAGUAUUCUUGAAAAGAAUAGUAGCAUUAUUACUUCAGGAUCUCCCAGUAUAUCAUUCGAAACUAUUCCAUAUUCAUACGGAAUUUAUGUAAAUGAAGGAGUAUCAGGUUUAGUUUAUAUAUUUGCAGAUUUAGUAUUUAAUUUUAACAAAGCAUUUCCAUAUAACGUAAACAAUUUGUCGAUGUUUGUGUCGAGUAAGUAA